Messenger RNA from Andrographis paniculata, 3167 nucleotides. Its product is annotated as protein RRP6-like 3. Lineage: Eukaryota; Viridiplantae; Streptophyta; Magnoliopsida; Lamiales; Acanthaceae. Gene Ontology annotation, cellular component: nuclear exosome (RNase complex); nucleolus. The coding region runs from base 89 to 2869 and encodes 926 amino acids. The transcript is spliced from 13 exons. Gene Ontology annotation, molecular function: nucleotide binding; nucleic acid binding; 3'-5'-RNA exonuclease activity. The record is from RefSeq and is a predicted model, not a curated record. Gene Ontology annotation, biological process: nuclear polyadenylation-dependent snRNA catabolic process; poly(A)-dependent snoRNA 3'-end processing; histone mRNA catabolic process.
ACAGCGAAGUCGUCAAUGGUGGUUUUUUACUUUUGGGUGUUCCUGCAGAGAACAAUCGAGGAGUUCAGCUUUGCAAGAAGGUUUGGCAAUGGCGAUGGACAAUGACAAGCUCCGGGACUUGGCGCUCGCAAUUGCUGCCACUUGUUUCUUCGCUAUCGUAAUCUCCAUUCGUCUCAUCAAGCCUUUUUUGAUAAACCCCAAGCGGAAGAAGAGGGAGUGUUAUUUGAACAAGCAGACCAAACCUCAAUCCGCAUUCAAGCGAGUGCUGGCGGACAAUUCGUAUUCGCAGUUCAAGCAUCUCAAGUUCGUUACGGAAGAGUUGCCGUCUGAUGGUGAGUACACAAAUUUACAUCCGUACAAGGGAGAAAUUUCCAAGUUGAUGAAGAAUCGGAAUGUAGGGUUUCUGGAGGUUCUUAAUGGUUGUGAUAAAUGGGGUUUGGAGAUGCAGAAUUCUUACGUGUGGGUUGAUACUGAGUCGGAGUUACGAGAGCUUGUUGAAGUAUUGACUAAUGAAAGAGUGUUUGCAGUGGAUACAGAGCAGCAUAGCUUCAGAUCCUUCUUAGGUUUCACAGCUCUCAUACAGAUAUCCACUGUAAAGGAAGAUUACUUGGUUGACACAAUUAUGCUGCACGAUAAGAUGUUACUUCUUAGGCCGGUAUUUGCUGAUCCAGAAAAAUGCAAGGUGUUUCAUGGUGCUGAUAAUGAUGUUCUUUGGCUUCAGAGAGACUACCAUAUUUAUGUUGUCAACUUAUUUGACACAGCCAAGGCAUGCGAUGUUUUAUCGAAACCACAAAGAUCAUUGGCAUACUUGCUUGAAACUUACUGCAGUGUUUCCACCAAUAAACUUUUACAGAGAGAAGACUGGAGACAACGCCCCUUGCCUGAGGAAAUGAUACAAUAUGCUCGAAUUGAUGCACACUAUUUGUUGUACAUUGCAUAUUGUCUAUGUCAGGAGCUCAUGGAGAAAAAAGAUGAAAAUUCACCCCCUGGUGACAAAUUGCAUUUUCUUCUCGAGGCUAGUCGACGCUCCAAUGCAACAUGUUUGCAGCUUUAUGCAAAAGAAAUUGAAGCCUGUCCAGGAGAACUAGCUGCAUCAUCUAUAAUUUCUCGAUGCUUGAAUGAUCAGGGGAAUAUAUCGUCGAACUUUUCUGACACAAAGUUCCAGGAACUUGUGAGGCGACUCUGCUUAUGGAGGGAUAUAACGGCUCGUCUCCACGAUGAGAGCUUGAGGUUUGUUUUAUCAGAUAAUGCGAUCAUUGCACUGGCAGCUAAGGUUCCAGCUAACGAAACAGAUAUCUUCAGUCUUAUAUCCAAAGCUGACCAAGAUGUGGAAUUUACUGUCCUUGUUCCUUCUCAAUCUCCAUCCCCUGUAAUUUUCUGUCAUUUAGAAGAUCUUCAAUGCUUGCUUCAAGCAAAUACCGACAACUCAGAUAAUAUAUUUGAGCAUUUCAUUGAGCAACACUUAAGUCCAGCUGGUAGUUGUCCUCUCUCUGCAUUCAAUUACAAUUUGCUGUCUAAAACUAACUUCCGAUUAACCAAUAAAUCAACAUCGAAUCGCAAUGGAUUUCGAGCUUCAAAACACAUCACAAAGAAGGCCUCCCGAGAUCUAUUUGUUAAAAAGUUUUCAUGCAAAUCCCCGGUUUACCACAACUGCAAGAUCUAUGCAAAUGAUGGUCGAUUAUUGUGUUACUGUGAUCGCAGGAAGCUUGAAUGGUAUAUCAAUCGGAAUCUUGCAAAACUUGUGGAGGAGGAUCCUCCUUCCAUCAUGCUGCUUUUUGAACCGAAAGGUCGCCCGGAAGAUGAGGACAAUGAUUUCUACAUUCAGAGUAAGAAAAAUAUUUGUGUUGGUUGUGGCGAAGGCAAACACUACUUACGGUACAGAAUUAUACCCUCAUGCUACCGAAUGCACUUUCCUGAGCAUAUGAAAAGCCAUCGUUCCCAUGAUAUUGUACUUUUAUGUGUGGAUUGUCAUGAAAUUGCUCACGCUGCUGCUGAAAAGUACAAAAGACAAAUAGCUGAUGAAUUUGGAAUACCAUUAUUUGUUCGCAAAGUAGUUGACUCAUCUAAGUCACAAGAAGUACCUGCAUCUUCUUUGCUUGUUACAUCCUCUGAGGAGAAUGGUGUAUCUCCUUUACAGUUACGCACUGCUGCUAUGGCACUGCUGCGGCAUGGACCACAAAUGCCAGCCCAACGACAUAAAGAAUUAAUGCAGGUCGUCAAGGCAUACUAUGGAGGAAGGGAAAUAUUGAAUGAAGAUCUAGAAAGAGCUUUGGUGGUUGGAAUGAGUCCUCACGAGAGGAAACGAUUCGAGAAAAAGAGAGGUUAUACAUUUAAACAUUUCACUCGAGGUAUCAUUCAAAAUCACGGGAAAGGAAACAACAUCAACAAUAAGGCACCCAUCUCUAUCGAAAAUGUGCUACAGGAAGAUUGUGAGGGCAUUUCAAAGGAAGAGUGUAUGGGAGUGAAUCUUCUACCUUUGUCUUCUGGUUCUGAAGCCAAUGCUGCAAAAUAUACUGGUGGGGAUGAUGAUUUUAGGGAAGAUUUAAAGAUACCAAAUGGUGAUGUUUCUACAAGUGAAAACUUAUCAAACGGAACUGCUCCAGUGCAUGUUAGAGAUACUUUACUUAAGCAUGAGAAGCUGUCUUUGUUAGGACAUGGACCACAUGGGAAACAGGUAGUCGAACAUCUGCUGAAGGAGUACGGGGAAGAUGGGAUUCGCGAAUUUUGUCAGAGGUGGAGACAAGUUUUUGUUGAAGCUCUUCACCCUCGAUUCUUGCCUGGUGGAUGGGAUGUGAUGCACAGUGGUAAAAGAGAUUUUGGCGAAUUCAGCGUCUACAAACCUGGGAAGAAAGCAGCUUUGAUGACCUGACCUGAGGCUUGUCCUAGUCCUCCUUCAGUUAUCAGGAUAAAAAGAACAGGAUAUUUGGGCACGGGUCACUGGCAUCGAUGUUGCCACCGGAUCGCAGCUCAUUUACUUAUGAUGGUUGUAUGUCUGGUGCUCCAACAAUUGACGGGAGUCAGAUAGCGCACUUGGAGGAGUGGUUUGAUCAUUUCCGGAGUUGCGCUCUGACAAUCAUGUAGUAGCUCGAGAGGAUAAACGCCUGAUAGAACCGCCCCGACCCCGAUGGCGUUAUGGUGUGUCACAAGUUUGUUGAUUUGCAUACUUA